Molecule: messenger RNA, 2832 nt
Organism: Pongo pygmaeus (Bornean orangutan)
Lineage: Eukaryota; Metazoa; Chordata; Mammalia; Primates; Hominidae
Gene: C12H2orf68
Product: chromosome 12 C2orf68 homolog
Exons: 4
Coding region: 107-607 (166 amino acids)
Source: RefSeq, a predicted model, not a curated record
AGGAUGCGGGGCCGGAAGCUGAGCGAGGGGCGGCGCGGACCUCUGGGGGCGGGUGAUUGUUGUUGGGGCCGUCGAGGCGGCUGCGACUCUGCGUCCCCGGCUCCGGAUGGAGGCGGGGCCGCAUCCCCAGCCGGGGCACUGCUGCAAGCCUGGGGGGCGGCUGGACAUGAACCACGGCUUCGUGCACCAUAUCCGACGGAACCAGAUCGCUCGGGACGACUAUGACAAGAAGGUGAAGCAGGCGGCCAAGGAGAAGGUGAGGAGGCGGCACACGCCCGCGCCGACGCGGCCCCGCAAGCCAGACCUGCAGGUGUACCUGCCGCGACACCGAGAUGUCUCUGCCCACCCACGCAACCCAGACUAUGAAGAGUCCGGUGAAAGCAGCAGUAGUGGAGGCUCUGAGCUGGAGCCUUCUGGCCAUCAGCUCUUCUGCUUAGAAUACGAGGCAGACAGUGGAGAGGUCACAUCAGUUAUCGUCUAUCAGGGUGAUGACCCAGGAAAGGUGAGUGAGGAGGUGUCGGCACACACGCCUCUGGAUCCACCCAUGCGAGAAGCCCUCAAGUUGCGUAUCCAGGAGGAGAUUGCAAAGCGCCAGAGCCGACACUGACCAUGUUGAAGGCAUUCUCUCCAGGCUGGAUUCACUGCACUCGGAAGAAUUCUGCCCAGGGAAUUUAGUGUGGGGGUACCAGGACCAGUUUGACUGAUCUUGAGACCCCCAGAGCUGCUGCAUCCAUAGGGUGUUGCAGGACUACACCUGGCCUGCCUUGCAGUCAUUCUUUCUUAUAUGUUGACCCAUUUGCCCAGCCUGAUAUUCCGGAAUUUUUUUUUUUUUUUUUUUUUGAGAAUUUUGUGUGGCUAAUGUGUUCUAGAAGCAGAGACUCCAGGGAGAAGCAGAAUUUAUGAAGCCUCGUGCCAACAUGGUGCUUUCUCACUGAGGUCAUAUGCCUGGCUGCUGCUGUUCCACUCAGCUCCAUGAGCCAUGUUUGUUAUUUUAUGUUUCCUCUGUGCUUUUGCUCAUUUCCACCCAUGUGUUCAUAGACCUUUUUUCAGCCCUUUUUCUUUGUUCCUUUCCCUCAUCUUUUUGCCUCAGGUAGAAUCCAUCAGUUCUCCUCCCCCUCCAACAUGACUGUGUACCUCCAGCUGCUCAGGACUUUGGAGGUGGGGGCGGGGCCUGGGGAUCUACCUUUCUAAAAAACUCUCCAAGUAAUUCUGAUACCAAUAAAGUGGGAGACCUCCAUUUUUGAGGCCUAUUUGCAAGCAUGUCUCCCUCCCUUUCCAUGGCUUUUUCGUUUCUCGCAUGUUCCACUGCUUUGCACUGUCUAGACAGGAAACCUAGGAAGAUGUUGGUGCUAAACUGCAAAGAUUUCUUACAGCAAAACCUGCCUCGGCCAGGGCUACAGAAUUCCAACUUUCAACUUCAUUCCUAGCCGUGAACAGACUGUCCUCUGCUCAGACUAAAAGGGAAUUAUAAAACAAGUGGGAACUUACUCUCCAGUUGUGACUUAACAGUUCUGAACAUACCUACAAAGGGAAAGUCAAUAUUAGCAAUAAUUGCCUGAUUGACAGCACGCCAGAGGGAAUGAAAUGAGGCCUUCUUUCCUACCUCCCAGGAGUACGUAACUCAGAUCCUUAGUAUAAAGAUCCCCAGGAAUACCACUGCUCUAACCCGGUGAACAUUUUUUCUAAUGCAGGGUUAGGCUUACGUCUGAAUUCCACAAGACAUCCUCCCCCUCCAGUACGGAAGUUCCAAGGCACUUGUUUUCCAGCAUAUCAGCCUAACCUCAGUGCCUUGAAAUAUGGCUUUAAGCCUUUGAGAACUGAGAUUUCCUGAAACCAUAGGCCCUUGCCCCAGGGGUUUCUCCACAUCCGGGUGUUAAGACACCUGAUGGCACUGUUGGUUUGUCCCCUAUACCCCAGAAAAUCUAUCCUGCAAGGUAGCUACUUCAAUCAUGUCAUUAAAAUGUGGCAAGUCACAGCUCGCAAUGCCAAAGGAAUGCUGGGGCAGUAAGUGAGGUGGAUAAGUGAGAAGGGCCUGGUGGUGAAAGCGGCCAGGGACCAGAAUGCUCCAGACCUACAAAGCUGGUCAAGGUUAAGUGCCUUAAACUUACCAAUCCUGGGCUCAGUUCUCCUUUGAAAGGAGAAAGUCUUUGUCCUCUACUUAGGCAACCGGGCUAGAAGUGCCUUUUGACUUCUAAUGUUAACUACCCUCCAAAGCCUCCUGGUCAGAGAACCAGUCAGUCAUUCCAGUCUUCCAGUCCUCAAACUGAUCUGAUGACUUGGAACAUAGGAUUUCACUGCAAGUCUGGCUUUUUAGUCUGGAAAUACUUUUGAGGUCUUUUCACAGCUGGAUCACCUGUUUCCUGGUUUUAUUACACAAUUCAGAAGGCUAGAAGAGGAGUUUGGGGGCUUGGCACAUGAAAAUUUAGAGCCCAUUCUUAAGGAAGAGGUAGGGAGGCCAAGGCGGGUGGAUCAUGAAAUCAGGAGAUCCAGACCGUCCUCGCUAACACAGAGAAAACCCGUCUCUACUAAAAAUACAAAAAAUUAGCCGGGCGUGGUGACAUGCACCUGUAGUCCAUCCCAGCUACUCGGGAGGCCGAGGCAAGAGAAUCGCCUGAACCUGGAAGGUGGAGGUUGCAGUGAGCCGAGAUCACGCUACUGCACUUCCGGCUGGGCAGCAGAGCGAGACUCCAUCUCAAAAAAAAAGAAGAAGUAAAAGGCAAGGCAGCAUUUAAUAAGUACCUGUUGUAUCCUUUUAAGUGUUUGUUGUGGUAAUCUUCACAAAGACCGGGACUGAUGGAAACUCCUUGCUAUUAAACUUUUUUUCUUGAGGAA